Messenger RNA from Carcharodon carcharias (great white shark), 2623 nucleotides. RefSeq names its product GRAM domain containing 2Aa (gene gramd2aa). Gene Ontology annotation, molecular function: phosphatidylinositol-4,5-bisphosphate binding. The record is from RefSeq and is a predicted model, not a curated record. Gene Ontology annotation, cellular component: extrinsic component of cytoplasmic side of plasma membrane; endoplasmic reticulum membrane; organelle membrane contact site. Gene Ontology annotation, biological process: regulation of store-operated calcium entry. Lineage: Eukaryota; Metazoa; Chordata; Chondrichthyes; Lamniformes; Lamnidae. Bases 50 to 1033 code for a protein of 327 amino acids. The transcript is spliced from 13 exons.
AGCGACAGGAUGGGCAGUCACAGAUGCGGGUUCUGAGGAGAAACAAACUAUGGCUUGGUAUGACGGGUUGUGUGUGUUGGGGUUGAAAUCAGCAUCUGAAAUGGGGCCCCUGCAGACUGAUCGCAGCCCCUCCCCCAACCUGGGUGUAUUUGAGACCUCGAUGGAAGAGGAUAGUUUCGAAUCCCGCUCACGCUACAGGGAGCAGAAGUUAAGUGAGUCGAUGAACUCUGACGACUUCAAGAAGUUUCACCGCGGCUCUACCAUAAAGAAAUACAACUCUCAGUAUCACAAACUCUUCAAGGAAGUUCCCCAGCAAGAGACAUUGAGGAAAGUCUAUUCCUGCGCUCUCCAGAAAGAUAUCCUGAUCCAGGGUCGUCUCUACAUCUCCAGCAACUGGCUGUGCUUCUACGCUAACUUCUUUGGAAAAGACAUUAAGGUCACGGCUUCGGUUACCUCGGUCGUGCUGGUCAAGAAACACCGGACAGGAGGGCUGCUCCCCAACGGCCUGGUCAUCAGGACAAGCUCCAACGACAAGUACAUCUUUGUGUCCUUCAUCUCGAGAGACAGUGUCUACGACGUAUUGAAACAAGUCUGCUCACAUUUACAGGACAGUAAGAAGAGUUUGAGUGUGAGCCUGUCUCCAGAUACGUGUGAAUCCCUACCCUUGGAAAACUAUAGGUUACAUUCGGACUGGAAGAGGAAAAUAGCCAACGGAUCCUCGUCUUCACUGCCAGAAACAGAGUAUCAGUCCCUGCUGGGGAACUCCACCAGCAGCCUAAGUUCUCCAGAGGCAGAGAGCUCCAGUUACCACAGCCAGACCUUUCGAGAAAGAGUGGUGAAGAAAGAAAAAAUAUUGGAAUUGGACUCGGUUGAGAGGAUUGGAAAAGUUGAAUACGGAAUCCUCAGGAUAUUAAUUGUAAUAGUCAUUAUUCUGUUGGCAUCGUCGAUUUACAUGACGUUCAGAGUUUACUCCUUGGAACAGCAGCUGGAACUCCUUGAUGCAGCCUCCCAGUCUCGAGCCCAUAAGAGGUAAAGCACAUCCUUGAGGGUUCAACGAAACUGCCAGCUCACAGUUCCUGUGGAGCAAACCAGGCGCAAACCACAGCAACACUGAGCCUCCAAGAUCUCGCUCAGGCUCUCGGAAUGGGAGGAGCUCCCAAAGCCAUCGUCAAUUUCCUGACCACUGUUAGCAAAGAGGCCAAGACUAAGUGUUUCCAUUGCACUAUAUGACAGUACUUCAUGUGCAACAUUUAAAGCUUCAAUUAGAUGCGGCAGUUACACAGAAUCACCUGAUGAGCAGUCUGAUUUUAUUUUGAUUGAAUUUCUGAAAGCUUAUUUCAAGGGGGAUGUGAAUCUGGGAUUUCACUCCAUUCAAAAGAUUAAACGCUUCAGUGCUUACCUCUGUGAUCCUAUUCCAAACUCAGUGCUCGAACUGAGGAUCCAACACAGAGGGGUAGGAAUGGACUGAGAGCUUUACCUGUUCUUAAAUCUAGAAGAAAUCAGAAAGCAAUGUUGAGAACUCUAGAAUCAGCUGUUGAUACGAAGGUAUCUCUAGUCCCACUCUUUGAAAGCACUGUGUUUAUUGAUUGGUAUAAGGCUUGACUUUGCCUGAGACAGUAAAAGACAGGCUAGUGGAACUCUUCCAACAACCUCUGUCACUUCAACAUUGCCCUGGUCUGCACUUUACAGAGUCGGAUUUCAGCCUCUGAUCUAAUUGUUCCUAGAACCUGCAGGCAGUCAUUAUCCAGAGACUGCCUCAGUUUAUUUAUAAUCGCCAGUUAUCAGAUGUUGAUUGAAUAAUAUUGUGCACUCCACUUUCUCAGAAGUAUCUUUUAUGACUGCUCCCGUUACAAAAAGAUGGAUUUUGAUAUACCUGUAAACUUUAGACUCGAUGCAAAAUAAGAGGGCAGCAUCCAUUGGCUGGCACAACACCUCCCGGACAGAAUGGUAGAAGGAUAUGUAUUUCAGAGAGUGGCAGAACCGCAUAGAUUGAACAGAAGGGAAAGAAAUGGAAAAAGGACAUUCGCUGAAGAGCGUGAGAGCGUUCAAAAGCUAAGAGAUUACCAUCUACUGAACGAUGUGGGAGGAGGACAUUGCGUAGGAAUGGCAAGGGACACUGGGGAGAAAUGAAGUCUGCGACUAUCAGUGACAAGAUAAUGGGUAGAAUUUUACAGCCCAGUUGUGGUUGAGGUGGGGGUAGGGGGCAGUGAGCUGUCCAAAAGUGUAUUGACUUCGGCGGGACUGUAAAAUCCUGCCGGCGUAAAAUUCCACCCAAUCUUUCACUGGGUUUGAUGGGCAGGGUUUGAUGGUGAAUGCCGAGGGGGUGGGAUUGUGAAAAGUUAGUGGAAUUGGAUACAGCGUGUGAUGGACUGUGCGGCGGCACAACCUAUGGUGCAAGCUUCCAACAGGUUUAUAUUGCACAUGACACACUUCAGGAUCAGGCUUUAUAGGCCACAAUAUAAAUGAGGAGAGACCUAUAAACUGGGCACUCCUUACUUGGGCUCUGCAAGCACUGACGCUCAAAACAUAAAGAUGGCCAAAGUGGAUCAUUGUAAAUGUUUUACCUGUUUUUCUUUGUCAUUUUUCAGUGUAAUAAAUGCAAUAAAAGACUACAUUUAUUGUU